This is a messenger RNA of Spea bombifrons (plains spadefoot toad), 1183 nucleotides long. It is a transcript of the gene MED9, whose product is annotated as mediator complex subunit 9. The transcript has 2 exons. Gene Ontology annotation, biological process: regulation of transcription by RNA polymerase II. Gene Ontology annotation, molecular function: transcription coregulator activity. The coding region runs from base 91 to 432 and encodes 113 amino acids. The record is from RefSeq and is a predicted model, not a curated record. Gene Ontology annotation, cellular component: mediator complex. NCBI's taxonomy places the organism in Eukaryota, Metazoa, Chordata, Amphibia, Anura, Pelobatidae.
UCAUCUCGAAAGCUCUCCCACUCUGUACCCAUCUGUGUCCCUGCUGCUGUGAGGGGGCAGCGGUUACCGGGAAAUAAUUACACCCUAAACAUGGCGACCGGGGGAGCACCGAGACCGGCAGAGGAACCGGAGGAGGAGGAAGAGGAGGAGGAGGUGACUGAAGAGGAGGAGGAAGAGUACACGUUCCUGCCUUUGGUGCAUGACAUCAUUAAAUGCAUGGACAAAGAUAGCCAAGAUGUUUACCGGGAGCUCAACGAUCUCAAGAACAAAUUCCAAGCCAUGAGAAAGUUGGUCAACAACAUGCCGGGCAUCGAUCUGAACCCCGAGCAGCAGCAGCAGCAUCUCCAGAGCCUGUGGGAGCAGGUCCAGACCAAGAACGAACUGCUCCAGAAGUACAAGAGCCUCUGCAUGUUCGAGAUACCAAAGGAUUAGGCCGAGGCUGGCCCACGUGGGCUUCUCCAGCCGAGGUUAGACCGUACCUUCCGUGAGGUUCCACCAGCCUGACGCCAGAGACCUGCUGGUCCAAGUCAUGCCGACCACUCCAGAAACGUGGAGGUUCUGCAGGAGCUGCGAAGGGUUGAGGCACCCUUUGGAAGGCUGUUUUCUCCCAAAAGCGGACAGUGGUUGCUUAAGAACGUUCAAUGGCGGAGAAACGGCCUUCUGCAGCCUGCAAGUGACCUCCUGUCCCGUGGUGGUACUUCAUACCGAUUGAGAGAAAGCCGCUUGGUCGCCGGCCGCCGGCUGUCCCAAGAAUGACUGACUUUUGCCUUUUUUUUUGUAGGAAUUUCUAUUUGCUUUGUACCGUGAAACGUCUUUAUUUUGAACAUAAAAGUCUUACGCCCGGUGUUUUGUUAAUGUUUAUAUAGUCUAAUAACACGUUAAAUGUUUGUGUUUCGUUGAGCGCGUGACAUGGAUUUACUGUUAUCCUACAUGAUUGUAACCCUAGUGACCCGUGGUUAAAAAGUUCCACGGCGGGGCUAACGAGCGGGUGUUAACGCCAAUUAACGGUGAUUCAAGUGUGGGAGGUUUCAGCCUACAAAACGCCGCGAGUUGGCAAUCGGCCGUCUCUGCAUCAUCACGUUGGGCCAUCGGACUUUGGCCCGGUUCAGCUGGCGCUGGCAGAGGGCGUCACAUGAGUCUCUGGCGUUGCUGGUAUAUAGAGAUCCGUUGGUAUACAGAGGUU